Molecule: messenger RNA, 1656 nt
Organism: Neurospora tetraspora
Lineage: Eukaryota; Fungi; Ascomycota; Sordariomycetes; Sordariales; Sordariaceae
Product: major facilitator superfamily domain-containing protein
Exons: 1
Coding region: 166-1653 (495 amino acids)
Biological process (GO): transmembrane transport
Cellular component (GO): membrane
Molecular function (GO): transmembrane transporter activity
Source: RefSeq, a predicted model, not a curated record
GUAAUCGUUAGGCCGAUAGCGGAAGGUGCCAGAUUAUCGAUUUGAGAUCGCCGCCACUUAAUAGAAGCUAUGUCGGGGCCAUGAGGAGAACAAAAAGAGGACACUCCCCCGUCAUUUCACCAACGAUGUUCGCGCCAUCUUCCACGGCUGUUACCAGAUAGUACCAUGGCCUCCUCACCACCACGAUCUACCUCUCCCUCCGAAAAGAAGUCAGAUCCCGAACGCCAAAAUGAGUUGUUUACAACCGAUAUACCCACCGCCGAGACGGUGACAGAAACAGUCGAAGUCCUCGACCCCAAAGCCGAAGCCGCCCUCCUCCUCAAGCUCGACUCGGUCUUCGUCCCCAUCAUCAUGCUCGUCUACCUCUCCUGCUUCCUCGACCGCUCCAACAUCGGCAACGUCAAAGUCGCCGGCAUGCCCGAAGACAUCGGCGCCUCCGCCUCCGAGUUCUCCACCGCCGUCUCCAUCUUCUACGCCACCUACGUCGCCUUCGAAGCGCCCUGGGCCAUCUUGCUCAAGCGGUUGACGCCCCGCGUCACGCUUACCACUUUAUGUGUGAUCUGGUCGUUGACGACCAUUUUCUCGGGGUUUAUCACGAAUAUUGGGGGAUUGUAUGCUGCGCGGCUGGUGUUGGGGGCGUGCGAGGGGGGUUUGUUCCCGGGACUGAAUCUGUAUCUGACGAUGGUUUAUAAGCGCGAGGAGCAAGCGAGGCGGGUGAGUUACCUGUUUGUGUGCACAGCUAUUGCGGGCGCGUUUGGGGGGUUGUUGGCGUACCUGAUUCUCAAGAUGGACGGGAUCGGGGGGCAGGCGGGGUGGAGGUGGGUGUAUAUCAUCGAGGGAAUCUUUAGUAUCUUCAUCGGUGCGCUGGUAUGGUUCGCGCUGCCGAAUGAUCCGACCGAGGCGUAUUUCCUGAGCGAGGAUGAGAAGAGGAUGAUGAGGGUCAGAGCGAGGCAGAGGGCGCAGUACAUGGGCAGCGAGGAGUUCAGCUGGGAGGAGAUCCGGUUUGCUCUCAAGGAUAUGAAGGUGUGGAUGAGUGGCGCGAUUCAGUUCUGUCAGGAUAUCCUGCUGUUCGGGUUCAGCACGUUCUUGCCGAGCAUUAUCCAGAGUAUGGGCCACGAUAGCGUGCAGGCGCAGUACCUGACUAUUCCGGUGUACAUCACGGGCGGGCUGUGCUUCAUGGCGCUGGCGUUCUUGUCGGACAAGCUUUCUGUUAGGGGACCGCUGGUGGCGUUUGCCAAUGUCUUUGGGAUCUUGGGAUAUAUCUUGAUCAUCUGCCCGACGAGCAACGGGGUCAAGUUUUUGGGGACGUUCUUUUGCUCCGUGGCGGUGUACAGCGGUCCGGGACUGAACUUGACUUGGCUCAAUGUCAAUGUUGCCCCGCACUAUCGGAGGGCGGCGGCGAUUGGGUUCCAGCAGACGAUGGCCAAUACGGCGGGCAUUGUGGCCGGGCAGAUCUAUCGGGAGAAGCCUUAUUUGCUGGGGAACGCGUUCUCGCUCGGGUCGCUGGUCGUGGCCGAGUUUCUGAUUGCUGGGUUGUGGUUGUAUAUCCGGUCGUGUAACAGGAAGAAGGAGAGGAUCAGUAGGGGGGAGGUCGAGGAUACGAGGAAGGUCAAGACGGGCGAUGGGGAGCUGGAUUUCAAGUAUCAUCUGUAGUGG